UGGCAUCCCGAGCCAAGCCUCCAGCAUUGUCUGAAAUCUCCAAAUUUAGAAGAAAUAUGAAAAUUGUCAAGCAGCCCUUCCUUAGGGGGUAAAAGCAACACUCGGCUGCGCGGCGGCGGGUCGCGGCGGCGGGUCCACGUGACGGCACCCCAGCCAAUGGAUCCCCUCGGCGCCCCUGACAGCGGUGCCCGUCGCAGCCUGGCCUCCUCCUGCAGCUCAUAUAAGGUAAAAACAAAAAGGUUUUGCAGCUUCUGAGCAGCCUGGAAGCAGUUUUUCACUGAGGGGUCCCGUGCCAGCUGCUUAAAAAACCCCGGCUGGCAGCACCGGGGUCCCAGUGGCGGUUAUAAUGUGCCGGGAGGAGGUGGCGGGGCUGUGCCCGCAUCCCGUGGUGCCUCGUGUGGCGCAGCAGGCUCAGCCAUGGGUGUCCCUGGGGACAUGGGAGCUGCUGAAGGCAUGUGAUGACCGAUCGGCCCCAGGAGCAUGGCCAGCGGCAAGAGACAGGCAGAGCCAGCAGGACAGCAGCUGCCGCACGGGCACAGGCUGUGGAGGAUCCUGCCCCUGUCCCCACUGCCCCACUGCACAAAGCGGGGCUGCCUCCCAGCACUUCGCUCCUUGCUCACAGCAGGAUGGUCCCUUCCUUGGGGUGUGUGUGGGGCUGGGGUGCUGCCCGGCAGGGCCAGCAGUGGGGCAGAGGCUCUGCAAUGGGGCGUGGUGGCAGGAGGGUCCCUGCAGCACCUCCCCUGGCACUGGGUCCCUGUGGCUGUUCCCACCCUUGGCCAGAGCUCAGGGCUGGCCUGGCCAUGGCUGGUAUGGAGAUAACCUCACACUGGCCAAGGCUGCUCCCAAACCUCAUUCCCAACCCAUGGAUGCCACCAACUUGGGGCACUGUGGGGGUCUUCUCCCCACUCUUUCCUACCAAGAACCAGGGGCAGCACACGGGGAGCUCAGCCCAUUGCACGGGGUGGCUUCUGCCCCAGUUCGCAGCUGGGUGCACCCAGCCGGGGGCCGGUGCCGGAUGCAGGGGCUCAGUGGAGGUGCAGCAUCUGCUUCUCGUCAGGCUGCCGGAGCGCGGGCCCCGCUCUGAUAGAUGCUCUGUUUAUCACGUUCCGGCUCUGCACAGGAUGUUAGUGUUCGCCUGCAAAAGGCUUUUUUGGACUCUGACGCUCCCUCCAUCCUCCCUCUCCUCCUGCUUACCCCUGGAUCCUCGCCCUUGGGUCCGGAUGGGCUGAAGCCUCUUCAGACCUGGGGGUGAAGGUCCAGGGAGCAUUCACCCCACAGCCCCUUGUCCCUGCCCAUGGGAAGGGCUGGGCUCAGCCCUGCCACCCUGGGAAUGGAUGGGGAUGGGAAGCAGAGGUUCCUGCCAGCUGCAGGCUCUGCCCUGAUGGGGACUGGGAUAGGGACAAGGGCUGAAGGGACAGCAGGAGCCCCUCAUCCCCUGGGGCAGGGAAGGGGCAGAGGGCAGGGAGGGAUGAGCUCUGUGAUACAUAUAGCCCCACACCGUACCAGGGUGCCCUGGCCCUGCUGAGUGGCAGCCCUGGGGGCACUUCUAUCACCCUCACUCUCUUGCCCAGCUCCUCACUAACUCUCUGGGGGGACGCAUGGAUUUAGAGGCAGACUCCCCCCCUUUCUGUCCCUAUCCCUGUCUGUCCCUGCAGAGCAGAGCUACCAAGCCCAGGUCUGUCCUGCCAAGGUGCUGGGGCUGGGCAUGGGGGAUGCAGACACAUGGCACUGGAGGGGGAAAACCUCUCUUCCUGCAGCCAGCCAGGCAGACACACAGCUUUCCUACGGGAUGAGCCAUCGACACACGCCAGCCGCAGCGAGGAUGACCACGGGCUCCUCCAUGUCUCCCAGCCCAA
Messenger RNA from Pezoporus flaviventris, 1856 nucleotides. RefSeq lists its product as uncharacterized. NCBI's taxonomy places the organism in Eukaryota, Metazoa, Chordata, Aves, Psittaciformes, Psittacidae. The coding region runs from base 347 to 1084 and encodes 245 amino acids. The record is from RefSeq and is a predicted model, not a curated record. The transcript has 2 exons.